Penaeus indicus is the source of this 3935-nucleotide messenger RNA. RefSeq names its product deoxyribonuclease TATDN1-like. NCBI's taxonomy places the organism in Eukaryota, Metazoa, Arthropoda, Malacostraca, Decapoda, Penaeidae. The record is from RefSeq and is a predicted model, not a curated record. Gene Ontology annotation, molecular function: 3'-5'-DNA exonuclease activity. Gene Ontology annotation, cellular component: cytosol. The transcript is spliced from 3 exons. Bases 1124 to 3211 code for a protein of 695 amino acids.
CAAAGAUGUGGUGCAGGAAGUGGAGAGGGAGUUUUAUAUGUAGUAUUUCUGCUGUUUAUUUGGAAUUGUUGCUCUGUUAAGCAGAGAAAGUAAGUGUUCUUAGGUAAAGAAAGGCCGUAGAAACAAAAACCCUUCCUAUCAUAUUCCAUAGUAAAGUGGGUAAUUUUGCAGUUUCACACAGCUUAAUGGUGCUUAGAAAUAUUUGUCAGUAUUAGAACGAAUAACUGAUAAUAAGAGUUGUAGAGUUGCAUAACACGUGAGAUAAACCGUAACUUGAUAGGCGAGGUGCUACAUAUUUGGAAGCCUUUGCACAUCUGCUACAGUCCCUGAGCCAUUUAGUGUAAUUUGUCAUCAAAGAAGGAGACAGCCCAAGCUCAGCCUUGCCAGAACAAAUGUGAUGGAAGUAUCGUAGCAUUUGCAGGGCAUCUGCAGAGCACAAAGUAUGGGGGUUGCUGUGGAUGGCUGACAUUGUACCUCUAUUUGGUUGGCCUCCAGACAGAUUUUCAGAAAGGUUUUUAAUGCACCACUUUCUUUAUUUAGCACAAAAUUUUCCACAUCAUAUAUUUUUCCAAUAAAAGUUACUGUACUAGUAUCAGAUAAUUAAGUUUAUAGUAAUAUUUUGAACACGAUAUAUAAAAAUCUAUAUAUCCUUAUUUUAAAAAUUUAAAAUUUGAUAGUUUUUUUAGUAUCUUUUUCUCUUUAACUCAUUGCUUAUGGAUGAUGUGGGAUUCACAUCAUGGCUGACUCUGACUAAGUUGUAGUUCUGGGUGACAUGUUAUUCACAUCAUGGCCAAGUGCUCAUUCACAUCAUAUUACGAUGAUGUGUGCAUUACAUUACAUGCUGUUAUAAGGAACCCUCAUGUCCAUACCACAUACCCUGGAGUAUUGCCUGAGGGAGAAUGGCAUGUGUAAUGCUAUGAUUGGCUAUUGUUUUGUAUAAAGGGUAAAUUUUAACACAUAAGUCAUUCACCUGCUAUGCCUGGAAGAUGUCAAACAUGGCAGUCUCUUGCUGCUGAUGUGAACCUGUAACCAUAGGACAAGAUCUGCUGAAUGCGAUCCAGAAUGGCAGGCAUAACCAAGAAAUUCAUUGGUAAGGACAGAAGAGGAAAAUAAAUGCACUUAGAUGGAUAAAUCUAGAGAUGUUCAAGAUUUUCAUUUAUCUCACCAAGAUAUAUUCCAAGACUCUAGCAUGGAUCAACUAUCUCUGACAGAGUAUUCAGAAGGAUCUUCAAGGACACACAAUGCACUAGCAACACAUCAAGCCCACCAGCCUCUUCAAAAGAAUAAUUUUGUGCCAUUUACCCAUGAGACGCAUAGUUUUAUACAGCCAUUAACACUGCCACAGUCGCCUGGAUUUGUGCAAGCCAAUAUUAAUCCUUCACAACCUUCACUGUGUAGUAAUGAUACUGAUCAAGCAGUUCUUGAUACAAACAGCAGAACUCAGGUCUGUAACAGCAAUGUAUUACAUGGUACCAGCCCUAUAUCAAAUCCUACAAUUGAUUUGCAAAAUGGCUUGACAGUAAAUGAAGUGGACAGUAUUUCAAAACAAGAGCAUUCUGGACAAGAACAGUGGAAGAAAAAUAUUAGAAAGAAAAUGAAAAAUCUAGGGAAGAGUUAUACAACACAGAAUGGGAAGAAAGUAGGUGCUAAAGUUUUCAAGUCAAUCAACCAAUGUUGCUAUCAACAGUGCUUCAAGAACUUAAGUUUAAUGGAUCAGGAAAAUAUAUUUACCUCAUUUUGGAAUAUGGGUAACUGGAACAAACAAACAAAGUUCAUCUGGGAACAUACAGAGAUUAAAACUAAAGCCAGGAAAACAUUAGAUAGGUCAUCAAGACGAGUCCAUACUAGACAUUUUUUCCUGCCAGAUUGUUCAGGAAGUAAGGUUAAAGUUUGUAAAUCAGUCUUUCUUUCUUUACUUCAGAUCUCUAAUGGUCGUUUAAGUUACUCUCUCAGCAAGAAACUUGUUGCUGUAAAUGAUGAAGAGCCUCAAGAUAGGAGAGGGUCACAGAUUCCCUCAAAUAAGACUCCUGCACAAGCUGUAAGAGAUGCAGAAGAAUAUAUACAAUCAACUUCAUAUUAUAGCAUAAAAAAAGAUUCUGGUGCUAAAAUGCUUAUUGUUCCACAGGGAGUAACAAUUAGAAAGUUAUAUGCCACAUAUCAAAGAAAGUUUGUUGAAUCUGGUAAAUUAGUUAUCAGUCUAAAAUUGUUCAGGAAGCUCUUGCCACCUAUCUUGAAAAAAGAUGCCUUAAAUAUGCCCUUUAUAUUUAGCAAGCAAAUAGGUGAAUUAUCUUGCAUAGGUUAUAACAAGUGUCCAGCUAACAAGACAGUGAUAAUGAAUGUAGAAAAGUUUUCAAGGAAUGAGACUGAUACAAAACAAAGUGUAACAUUUAUUCAGGGUACAAAAGAUGUAGAAUUAAAUACACAUUCCAUAACGCAUAAUGAAAAUUAUUUAUCGUCAACAAAUAAUUCUGCAAGAAAAUCUAAUUUGAAACUGUGGAAACGCAAUAUUUCAAAGGACCUUAGAGACAGAGGGAAAAGCUACAUGUCCUCAUCUGGAAAGAUAAACUUGGGAAAAGAGUUUUUACCACAGCAUUCUUGUUGUAUAAGUAAUUGUCAUGUGGCUUUCCCAGUUGAGCAGCAAGAAACUCUUUUCAAGAAGUAUUGGGCCUUGGCCUCUUGGAAUUUACAGACUAAAUUCCUAUGGGACCACAUACAAGUUGUUCAGAAAAAGGUAAACACAUCCAAAAGUGAUGAUUCACGUCGUAUUCACACCAGGAUAUUUUUUCUUCCAAAUAAUGAUGGCGAAAAAAGAAAAGUAUGCAAGAUUCUUUUCUGCGCAACACUCCAGGUAUCAAAUGGCAGAGUUUCUCGUGCAGUUUGCUCAAAAAUAGUUGAUUCUUCUCUGCCUCCUCAAGAUAAAAGGGGUAAAAGUACCCCACAGAACAAGACAACCAGAGAAAAUGCUUUAUUUGCUUUGGAUCACAUUCACCAGUUGUUGCAGCAUAACAGUUGUCUUCAGUCUACCUCCAGAAAGUGUAGUCUGUUAAAUAAUAUAAGUAAAAAGAAAGCCCAUGAUAUGUACAGGAAUUCUUGUUUCGAAUAUGGAAAGAAACCUCUUUCUUACACUGUGUAUUGUCGUAUAUUACGUGAAGAUGCUUACUGUCCUGUUGAAAACAUUAAUUCAAGAAAGAACGAAAAUAGUUGUACUUGAUUCUAUUUUUUAUAUUGAUUUUAUGAAAUGUCAAUUUGAAGAUUUUUUCUUUCUUUCUUUUUUAUGUUCUUACUUUAUUAGUCCUAACAUUUGUCUACAUUUAUAUGACAUUUGUAAAAUUGUAAGUAAAAACUUUUUAGUAGGAAACCUGAAUUUUUAUGUUUUGUUCUAUAUCCUUGUAAUUCAUUGGAGAACAAUUAUUUAUGGCAGUCAGUCAUAUUUUAGAAGCAAAACUUAAAAGACAAUGGAAAGAGGAUAAACCCAAACCCCGUUCCUAAUUCCAUAACUACAUAAAGUUUUCCUGAUGCUGACCAGGAAAACUGACAUAAAGGGUUAAAGGUUACAUAUUUCCAAAAAGGACAACUUAGGCCUUAACAUUACAGACUGCUUUCAUGACUUAGGGAAGCAUAUCUUUUAAAUUAUCAUGCAAACAAGCAAUGAGUUUGGAGAGUUGAUCAUUAGCUGUAGAAUUAUAAAAAGGAAAGAAACAUGUCUAUAUAUCUUCUGAACCCAGUAUAAUAGGAUAAUCAACACUAUUUUUUUAGAAAUCAUUGCACAUUUGUGUAUAUUUCAUGGCUUUGAGAAAUAUGUACCCUUAAAAAGAAAAAUCAGCAAACCAGGAAGAUAUACUUGAUAAGCUGCAUUUGUUUGAGUUCUUUAUCAGACCAGUUUUUAUAUUUCUCAAUAUAGUGUAUUUUAUUUCAAGCUCAUUUCCCUCUUUAUC